Molecule: messenger RNA, 642 nt
Organism: Letharia columbiana
Lineage: Eukaryota; Fungi; Ascomycota; Lecanoromycetes; Lecanorales; Parmeliaceae
Exons: 2
Coding region: 1-642 (213 amino acids)
Source: RefSeq, a predicted model, not a curated record
AUGCAUUCCUCCCUUGUCUUCACAUCUCUCCUCCCCCUGCUCGCCUCUGCCAACCCUCUUCCUCUCGAGCCCCGCCAAUCAACUCUUAACCCCUUCACUCUCAUCGCUGGCCGAUCCGGCAGCCCCAUCCACCUGUCAGCUAUCAACGCCAACGGCGAAAGCUUCUGGAUCGGAAAGAACACCGCCAGCUACUGUCCCACGGACGUCGGCCCUGAUUGUCCCACCGGCAUAUACACCGAACUCUUGGCGGGUGACGGUGGUGCUUCGAUGUACGCGGAAGUUCCCGGCGGCCAAAUCGUCUACGUCCUCCCCACCGGCGCGCUCUCCUUCACCCUCGCCCACGCCGAAGGCCAACCCGGGGAAAACAACGGCACCACGACCGGCUUCUCCUUCGCGCCCGGCACAGACCACGCACUCGGCGUCUUCAGCUUUUCCGCCCUAGGUUCCACGGGCUUCUUGGCCUGCCCGGCGAAGAACGGGACGACGCCGUGGCAGGUAUUCGCUGAUGUUGAGGGGAUCAAGGAUUGCGAUGUGCCGGGUGGCAACGUGAGUGCUUGUUUGGGCUUUGUUGCUUUCGCCGCGAGCGGCGAUGAGCUGGGGACGGCGAACACUGGCGGACCAGCGGCAUGGCAAUACUCAUGA